Carlito syrichta (Philippine tarsier) is the source of this 3192-nucleotide messenger RNA. It is a transcript of the gene EVC, whose product is annotated as EvC ciliary complex subunit 1. Lineage: Eukaryota; Metazoa; Chordata; Mammalia; Primates; Tarsiidae. Gene Ontology annotation, biological process: smoothened signaling pathway. Bases 1 to 3192 code for a protein of 1063 amino acids. The record is from RefSeq and is a predicted model, not a curated record. The transcript is spliced from 24 exons.
AUGGUUGCUGACUCACUCAGUGACAAACUGAAAGAUGACACCCAAAGUCUGCUCCGGAAUUUGGAGUCGCAUGCACCGACGCCCUUGGAAGCCGGGUCCCCAUCCAGGAGGCGGAGGAGGGACGUGCAGGCCGCCAAGGACGAGGAGACUCUGGAGGAAUGUGAGCCGUCGUCUAACAGCAACAUUGCAGCAUUUGCGCUGAAGGCCAAAGUCAUCUACCCCAUCAACCAGAAGUUCCGGCCUCUGGCCGACGGCUCUUCCAACCCCUCCCUGCACGAAAACCUGAAGCCGGCCGUCCUGCCGCACCAGCCCGCGGAGGGCUCCCCUUCCAGCAGCCUGGGGAGCCUGAGCCAGGCUGAGAAGGAUGACGGCAGCUCCUCAUCCAGCAUCCACUCGGCCACCAGCGACGACAGGUUUCUCGGCCGCAGCUUCCUCUGCCUGGACGCCUUCCCCGAGGUGCUGGCCGGCGAGAGUGUGGACAUUGACCUGUGUGUCUACCACCUUCACUUAAAAGAUCUGCUGCGUUUGGACACAGCACUGAGGCAGGAACAGCACCUGAUGUUUAUUCAGAUUUUUAAAAUGUGCCUCCGUGAGCUUCUUCCUAAAAAGAAACCUGAUGACGAAUUAUACCAGAAGAUUCUUUCAAAGCAAGAAAUUGAUUUGGAGGAAUUAGAAAAGGGACUUCAGGUCAAACUGUCCAACACGGAAAUGUUGGGUGCUGGUGACUCUGAGUACAUCACCCUGGCAGAUGUGGAAAAGAAGGAAAGAGAAUACUCUGAGCAGCUAAUAGCUAAUUUGGAAGCUUUCUGGAAACAGAUGGAAAACACCCAGCACUUUCUUGUGGACCAGCUUAAGUGUUCCAGCUCCAAAGCCCGACAGCUCAUGAUGACUCUGACGGAAAGAAUGGUUGCAGUCGAGGGGCUGCUGCAGGAUUCUCAGGACCUGCAGGCUCUGGACACCCUAGAGAGGACGCUGGGGCGGGCGCACAUGGCAAAAGGGAUUGAGACCAUGAGGCUGCAGAUCCAGGAGGAGACCCGGUGCCGCCUGGCCGCCAUUUCCCGCGGCCUGGAGCUGCUGGCUGUCGAGGGAAAGCUGUCCGGGCGGCAGAAGGAGGAGCUGCUGACGCAGCAGCACAAGGCCUUCUGGCAGGAGGCCGAGCGCUUCGGCAGGGAGUUUGUCCAGCGAGGCAAAGAAUUGGUCCAGGCGUCUCUGGCCCACCAGGCGGAGGGUUCGGCAAAGCUCACGCUGGCCCAGGAAGAGGAACAGAGAAGUUUCCUGGCCGAGUCCCGGCUGAGCAGCAGCUCGGAGGAGUUCCUCAAGGCUUUUCACGAGGUCCUGGAGAGGCAGCGACUGACGCAGAGCCACCUGGAGGAAGAGGAGAAUGUCAGAGCCACCGAGGCCAUGGCCACGCUCUGCCAGGAGCUGUACUGCGGCACCAUGGACACUUUCCAGAAGUUGGUGGACGUCCUGUUCCUUCAGACGCUCCCGGGGGUGACCGGCCUGCCCCCGGCAGAGUGCGAGCACCUGCGGCAGGAGGUCUGGGAGCGUGCGGCCUGGCAGCUGGGGCAGUCGGAUCGCUUCCGGAGGCAGCAGUGGAGACUCUGCCAAGAGUUCCUGGAGCAGGAUCGGCAGGUGUGGCUGGAGGAGUAUACUCUGUCCACGGUGCUGCAGACACACCUGCGGGAAGACCACGAGAACACCAUCCAUGGCGUCCUAGGCAGACUCGGCGGCCUCACUGAAGAGUCCACGCGGUGCGUCCUGCAGGGGCACGAGCUGCUGCUGCGCGCGGCACUGCGGAGGAUGGCGCUCCGUGGAGGCGCCCUGGCCACGCUGGUGCAGAUGCGGCUGUCGGGGAAGAAGCGCCUUCUGCAGGAGCUGCGAGAGCAGUGCGCCCUGGAGCAGGGCUCCUCCCCGUGCCCGGACGAGCACCAGUGGCAGCUGCUCAAGGCCCUGGAGGCGCGUGUCCUGGAGGAGGCGGGCCGGCUGGAGGAGGAGGCGCAGCUGACGCGGAUGCAGCUCCAGCAGCAGCUCCUGGCCGAGGCCCAGGAGGUCAGGCAGCUCCUGCAGCAGCACUCGGAGCGCGCCAUCGGGCAGGCCCUGCUGGCGUACGCCCGGAACGCGGCCACCAAGAGCCGCGCCAAGGACCGGGAGGACUUCAAGAGGACGCUGAGGGAGGCGGCCGUGGAAAGCGUCUACGUGACCGGCGCCGGCGUCGACGACCUGGUGCAGGCCUACCACCAGCAGAUCGGGAGAAUCAUGGCGGACCACGAGGAGAGGCGGCUGCAGCACCUCAAGACCCUGCAGGGGGAGAGGAUGGAGAGUUACAGGCAGCGGAAGAAGCAGGAGCUGGAGCCUUCGUCGGGGAGCCGGCCGGCGGCGGGGGCUCCUGAGGCCUCCCGGGCUGUGCACCAGAGGAUGUUGGCCCAGCAGAAGAGGUUCCUGGCCCAGUUCCCCGCACACCAGCAGAUGCGCCUGAAGGCCCGACAGCAGCAGGCCAGAGCGAUGGACCUUCUGGAAGCCCAGCUGGAGACACAGCUGCAGGAAGCCGAGCAGAACUUCGUCUCUGAGCUGGCGGCCCUGGCGCGAGUGCCCCUCCCUGAAAGCAAGCUGCUCCCCACCAAGCGCGGGCCACCCGAGAAGCUCCUAAGGACCAAAAAGAAGAAGCCUCCGCCCCGGGAGAGAGGAGACCCGGGGGCACCCCACGACGAGGACCCCGCCUCCAGGGACCACCCCUCGGGAUUGCUGGGCAGCAAAAGGCUGAGUCAGCAAGAAAGCGACGCGGGUGACGGCGACAACUCGAGGAAGUUGCUAAAGGAAGAAGCAACGUGGCACUGGAGUUCGUGGGAGGGAGGCCUUGCCCCGCCCUCAGCUGCACGGGUGGGGCGGCUGCAGCCCCGCCCUGCAGGACGAAUGUCCCUGGGGGCACUUGCUUCUCCCCUGGAUGGUAAGAACAUCCAGCUGUUUCGAGCCAAGCCGCACCUGCACCACAGCCAGGAGAGGCCUCUCCCACCUGGAGAGAAAAUUGCUCUUUGGGCUGUGGACGUUUGGGUCAAGAGCGGCUUCUUCACGGAAGGAGGCCUCCAAACGCCCCAGGGCAUCACUCCGGGCUCCGCAGACGGGAUUUCCAAGGUCGACCAGCAGCACCCUCCGGAGCCUUUUGAAGCCGAUGGCUCUGGUGUCGGAGAGGCCUGA